CCGCAAGGUGCUGAAUACGUCGACAAGGUGCUGAAUACACCGUUAACCCCUUGCAAAUUCGUUGCUAUUUCUUUUGCCCAUUUGAACGCCUUACGAGUUAGGGUUAGAACGAACUUCCAGCCUUCUGCCUUCCUUCCUCGUACCCCGACGGCGCGACCAACGACCUGCUGUAGCCACGACCGACGGCAGAUCACGACGACCGGCGGCUACGGCGGAUUUUCUUCCUCAGAAGGGCUUUAUCUACUGCGACCGGCGACUACGGCCUUCCUUUCUCACAGAAAGGCUUUACCUACGGCGACCGGCGAUUACAGCCUUCCUUCCUCACAGAAGGGCCUCAUCUACGGCGACCGGCGACUACAGUCUUCCUUCCUCACAGAAGGACUUCAUCUACAGCUGAUUUCCUCUUGUAAUCAGCAGCAACAAGGAGAAGCGGCGGCCACCGUUUGAUGUGGUGCUGAUGGUUUCUGAUCCGAUGCAUCGCGGAUCUACCAUUCCACAAGAAAAAAAAGCAUGUCCAAACCCUAACCACGAAUUAGGGUAUCAAAUUGAGGAUAGCUGUAGACGGUCGGACUUGCAGAGAGUUGCUUAUUCUCACGCCUUGACGCUGACUGGAGGUUGUGGAUGCUGCCCUGUAACUCCCUGCAAGGUGCUUCAUACACCAUUAACCUCCUGUAAAUUUGUUGCUAUUUCUUUUGCCCAUUUGAACGUUAAAAUAUUGUAGUCCAUAACAAUGGACUCAAUCAUCUCUGCUGCCUUGGAGGAGAUUUGUGCCCAGGGAACUAAUGGAAUUUUGCUUUUGGAUUUAUGGCCAAAGCUACAAAAUUCACUUUCUUCAGCAGGACUACAUCUUUGCAACAAUGUUAAAAGUGCCAUCUGGACCAGAAUCAUCAGCAUUCCAGGGCUUCAUUUUGAAGCUGACAAUUCACCCUCCACCUCUUAUAGCUCUCAAGACCUUUCUAAUCAAUCAUUUGAAGAAUCUGAAAAGCUGAGGUUGAAGAUUGUAGCUGCAGAGCAUCUCAGGGAUAGCUUUGCGGGGCUUUAUGAUCUCAAGGCUGCUGAUUCUGGAUUUUCCCCACUCCAAAGGCGUACACUUGAACGACUCGCCAUUGCCAGAACGGAUGGAAUAACACAGAGUCAACUUGCCAAGGAAUUUGGUUUGAAAGGAAACAAGAUCUUUUAUAUAGUAAGGAGCCUUGAAUGCCGGGGUUUGAUUGUCAGACAGUCAACAAUUGUGAGAACAAAAGAACAUGCUACUGAUGGUGAAGGAGAUUGUGUGUUAAAAAAUACCUCUGUUGUGAAUACGAAUUUGAUCCAUCUAUAUCGUUAUGCAAAGCAUUUGAGUUCUCACGAAAGACUGGAAAUCACCAAAGAAGAUGCAGUGGAGGGUCUUGGGAGUGCAAAUGGAAGUACCACUGGUGUUGAUGUUGCUGGAGAAAAUGUAAGAGAAGAUGUGCUCAUAAAGGACUAUUUACCUGCAUUAAAAGCUGUUUGUGACAAACUUGAAGAAGCUGACGGCAAGGUCCUUGUCGUCUCAGAUAUUAAACAAGCUCUUGGUUAUCGGAAGACUCCAGGGCAUCGCGCUUGGAGGCAUAUCUGUAACAGAUUGAAAGAUGCUCACCUUGUGGAAGAAUUCCGUGCAGAGGUCAACAAGAAGGUUGUUACCUGUUUGCGUUUACUAAAAAGGUUUGAUCCAAAGCACUUUCAAACAAAAGCUCUUGGAUGUGGAUAUGAUGAUCAUGACACAGAUCAGAUGGUAAAACAUGGGAAGAGGGGCCAAGUUACUGACCAACUUGUAGAGCUUCCACUUGAGCAUCAAAUACAUGAUAUGAUUGAUGCUUCUGGCUCAAAAGGACUGACUGUUACUGAGGUCUGUAAGCGGCUUGGACUUAACAAUAAGAGGAAUUAUACUCGGCUUCUUAAUAUGUUUUCAAGGUUUGGGAUGCAAUUGCAAGCAGAAAGUCAUAACAGGGGUAUGGCCUAUCGGGUGUGGACAGCUCAAAACUUCAAUCGUGGUGCAUCGAUUGCUUUUCCUAGUAGACAUGAAGAUACCCGUGAUGGAAGUGAGCUUUCCUCACAAAGUGUGGGUGAUCUGGUUCUCCAUGAAAAAUCAGCUCCGUCCAUUGUGCACUUGGAUUCUUCAGCUUCUGUAAAUGAAUCUUCAACUCCUGGAACAGUGAAAGAGGGAGGAAUGAACUCAGAAACUUGUCUUGUCCUGUCUGGUGAUGCUACAAGUAAUCAGAUGGUUGUUUAUGGAAGCCAGCCAAAAGAUUUGCCUCUUGAGAUUGAUUGUACAGUUCCUGAUGCUGAACGUGAUUUAGUGAAUAAAGUAACUAAGUCAAAUAUUGUUCCACCAGGAACAUCAUCCCUGAUUUUUUCAAAGCCCGCAAAGCUCCAAUCUUGUCAAAGGUAUCCGUGUCUUACUUUGGCUGCAAUUAACACCCAAAGGGAGCGGAGGAUACUUGAGCGGCUACAGGAGGAGAAAUUUGUUCUAGCAGCUGAGCUCCAUAGGUGGCUUGAGAGUCUUGAAAAGGAAAAGCCCACAACAAUGGCUAGAAAGACUUUAAACCGCACAUUAAACAAGCUUCAGCAAGAAGGACUGUGUAAAUGUGUUCACAUUAGUGUUCCUGUUGUCACUAAUUGUGGCCGUAGCCGCACUACUGAGGUUGUUUUGCACCCGUCUGUUCAAAGUUUACCACCUGAACUGUUAAGCCAGAUUCACGAGAAGAUGAGAUCUUUUGACAUUCAAAGCCGUGGCCAAGGUUUAGCUCGACUGAAAAAAGAUGAAUCAGUUCCUGUGCUGAAUGGUGUCCAAAGAACUCAGAACCAUGUAGUUUCAGAUGUCCAAGCUGCUAGAUCAGAAGCUAUGCGUGCUAAUGGAUUUGUUUUGGCAAAAAUGGUUCGUGCAAAGCUGCUGCACAACUUUUUGUGGUGUUACCUCAGUAGUUCUUCUGACUGGGGUGAUGCUUUAUCUUCUGGGAAACAUGGAUAUGACCUGAAGAACCCUCACAGCACUUGCAAAUUGUUCUCAAUGAAUGCAGCAAUAAAAGCAAUGCCUCUUGAGCUGUUUCUACAAGUUGUAGGGUCCACACUGAAAUUUGAGAACUUAAUGGAUAGUUGCAAGCGUGGUUUGCGUCUCUCUGACCUUCCAGUGCAGGAGUACAGGUGUCUGAUGAGUACCCUAGCAACUGGACGACUCUCAUGCACAGUUGAUAUUUUACGCCGGUUGAAGUUGAUUCGGCUAGUGACUGAUGGGCGUGCAGAACAAGACACAAUCCCUCAUGCUGUUCUUACACAUGCAAUGGAACUUAAACCAUACAUUGAGGAACCUUUGUCAAUAGUCCCGCCAUCUUCAGGUGUUACUUCUAUUGAUCUACGACCAAGAGUCAGGCAUGAUUUUAUCCUGUCAAACAAGGAUGCUGUUGAUGCCUACUGGAAGACCUUGGAAUUUUGUUAUGCUGCAGCUAAUCCAACUGCUGCUUUACAUGCAUUCCCUGGAUCUGCUGUUCAUGAGGUUUUCUUUUACCGGUCAUGGGCAUCUGUUCGGGUUAUGACAGCUGAGCAGCGUGCUGAACUUCUCAAGCGUGUGGUAAAGGAUGGUCCCAACAAAAAGCUUUCCUUUAGGGAAUGUGAGAAAAUUGCUAAGGACCUUAAUCUUACACUACAACAGGUUCUUCGAGUUUAUUAUGAUAAGAGGCAACAACGUCUCAGCAGAUUUCAGCGAGAUUCAGAAACCAAAGGGCAGGAGUUUCAACCAGUAACAAGUAAAUCUGGUUCAGCUUCCCGGAAAAGGAAGAAGCAUACAGAAACAAGGUUGUCAAAGCACGUGAAAACAUAUUUAGUAUCUGGAGAAUUGGACAAGCAGAUUGUACCCAUUUCAAGUGAUGGUCAAAUGGAAGAAGAGCAACUUCUCUUAAUAAAUUCAUCUGACCAUGAAAUUCAACUGCAAGCUUGUGAUGAUGAUGUUCAAUAUGAAACUUCUGAUGAUCCAUCAGAAGAUGAAAAUAAUUCCAAUAAUAAUUAUGCAUUUAUUAGCCAGUGUGCUUUUUUAAGGCAGAAACCAACACGUCAAAGCAGGUUUUUUUGGUCACAAACAUGUGAUAGGAAAUUGGUGAUGCAAUAUGUAAGGCACCGUGCAGCCCUUGGAGCCAAAUUUAAUCGCACUGAUUGGGGUUCACUUCCUGACCUUCCAGCACCUCCAGAUACAUGCAGGAGGAGGAUGGCAUUACUUAAUAGCAAUCUGAAUUUUAGAAUAGAGCUAAUGAAGCUCUGCAACUUGCUUGGAGAACGAUAUGCCAAGAAUCUAAAAAAUUCCCAGGGGAAAAAAUCCUUCAGUCGUGAUUAUUGUGGACAGAUGGUUCAUGAUUCUUCUUUAGAUGCCUGUCGUAAUUCCAAUGAUGUUGUAAAUAACUUGGAAAACAAUUUUGAGGUGCAAGCAUGGGAUGAUUUUGAGGAUGAAGCUAUUAAGAUGGCUCUUGAUGAGGUGCUUCAAUGCAUCCGGAUGCCCAAAAUGGAGGCUUUGAGGAGAGUUAAGGAAGCACCUGAGAGGGAGUGGUCAGAUCUAAAUUUGGAUGCAAAAGCUUGUGAUGCCCAUGAAGAUCCCCAAUCAAUUCCAUCCUCAGCUGUGGAUGAGGAAAUUCAGAACCAUGUUGGAAGGCGUCGAAAAGAUUCUGGUCGAAGAUCGGGCUGUCAUCGCCUUCCUGGGAAGUUUCUUAAACUUUUAAAUGAAGGCAUAAAUGUUAGUAGACGAGCCUAUGAAUCACUUGCAGUUUCCAAUGCCGUGGAGCUCCUUAAGCUUGUAUUUUUGAACUCCUCCACAGCACCUGAAGUUCCAAAGUUGCUGGCAGAGACUCUACGACGUUAUUCUGAGCAUGACCUUUUUUCAGCUUUUAACUACCUAAGAGAGAAGAAAUUCAUGGUUGGUGGUAAUGAUAGUCAACCUUUUGUUCUUUCUCAACAAUUUUUGCAUAGUGUUUCUUCUUCUCCAUUUCCCACAAACACUGGAAAGAGAGCUGCAAAAUUUUCUAGUUGGAUCAACGAAAGAGAGAAAGGUCUAACAGAGGAAGGAGUUCAUCUUGAUCCAGACUUGCAGUGUGGUGAUAUUUUUCAUUUGCUUGCUCUAGUUUAUGCUGGAGAAUUGUUUAUUUCACCUUGUUUGCCUGAUAAGGGCAUUGGAGAAGCUGAGGAGCAGAGAGGUCUGAAACGGAAAAGUGAUACAAAGGACCUAUCCGGUGGUGACAAGGUUAAGAAACCCCGCUCUUUGAUUACAAAAGAUGGAGAGUUUACUUCACGCCGAGAGAAAGGUUUUCCUGGUAUCAUGGUGUCUGUAGGUCGUGUGGAAAUUUCUAGAGUCGAUGCUUUAGAAUUGUUCAAGAAUGAGGAAAUGGGUGUCACCACAUUAUUACAUAGUGAGCAAAACCAGGCCACAUCUGUACUUGCAACAGCCACUGAUUUAUCUCUUUCUAACCAUUUCAUUCAAAGUCACAAUUUUGGAAGUAAUAUUCCCAUAUCACAUUCCCCCAAUGAGUUUACAUGGGAGUACGUUGCUAGCUAUGCUGAACACUUGGUGUCAACGUUUCUUGAUCAAGAGGAACAAAUUGGUCCCUUCCAUUCUGAACUUUUCAAGACUAUUUAUGCUGCCAUUCGUAAGGCUGGUGACCAGGGAUUAACCAUGGAAGCAGUUUCCCAAGUCCUGGGCAUGCAUGGAGAAAAGAUGGUUGAACUUACUGUAGAUGUGCUUCAAGUAUUCGGACUUGCUCUAAAGGUCAAUGCUUAUGAUUCUGUCCAUGUUGUUGAUGCCUUAUAUCGUUCCAAGUAUUUCUUAAGUUCAGUGGCUGGUCACUAUCAAGAUCUCAAUCCUACUCCAUCCAUGAACUCUUCAGAGAUGAAUGAUAAUGGUUCUUUGAUCCUCCUGCCAGAAAAUCAUGAUGUUGGCACUUCAGGGAAGCAAAUGAGCAUUAAUAUUGAUGACAUACACAAAGUAACUAUUCUCAAUCUGCCAGAGGAGGUUUCUCAACCCUCCAACGAAAUCCAAUCUAGGAAUGGUUUUGAAGAUCAUAUGCAGGUGAAAGUUGCUUCCUCAGAAGGGAUUCACAAGAAUGAGACUUUCAAAUGUGCAAGAUCUCGUGACUGCCAUUCAUUUUGGCCAAUAUUGCCAUGGAUAAAUGGCGAUGGGACCACCAACCUUAUUGUGUACAAGGGACUUGCACGCCGAGUUCUUGGUACCGUGAUGCAGAAUCCUGGCAUAUUGCAGGAUGAUCUUGUACGCCGCAUGGAUGUAUUGAAUCCUCAGAGCUGUAAAAGACUUCUGGAGCUGAUGGUUCUGGAUAGCCACCUUAUUGUAAGGAAGAUGUAUCAAACAAUUUCCAGUGGCCCUCCUGCUUUAUUGGGGAACUUCCUUGGAAAUCUCAGAAGUACAGAAUCCAUUUGUCGUGAGCAUUACUUUGCCAAUCCCAUGAGUACUUCAUUACUUUAGGUAUAGAGUAAGUCUUGGAAAGUGUUUAUGACUAAUUUAUCUUUUUGUAAAUUAUAUAAUGCUUUUUAGUUAAUGAAAAAUCUCUUGGCUGGAUAAAAGACUUUUCUCCU
Molecule: messenger RNA, 6582 nt
Organism: Nelumbo nucifera (sacred lotus)
Lineage: Eukaryota; Viridiplantae; Streptophyta; Magnoliopsida; Proteales; Nelumbonaceae
Biological process (GO): transcription initiation at RNA polymerase III promoter; 5S class rRNA transcription by RNA polymerase III
Cellular component (GO): transcription factor TFIIIC complex
Molecular function (GO): DNA binding
Source: RefSeq, a predicted model, not a curated record